UUUCUAUACCUAUAAUACGUAUCGUCAACAAAAAGUCCAUACAAUGGCCCGCAGACUUACACAUUUAAAUCCCAAAAGGACAUUAUUUUUAUUAUGUGAUAUUCAAGAGAAAUUUCGUCCUGCUAUGUUACUAUUCGAUAAUUUAAUUCAAAAUGCCAAACGUUUGACAGAAGCUGGAAAAAUUUUAAAUAUUCCCUUAGUGGUGUCAGAACAAAAUCCCGAAAAAUUGGGUAAAACCGUAGAGGAUUUAGAUAUUUGUCAUGCCAAAUCGCUGAUAACCAAAACUCGUUUCAGCAUGAUUGUUCCCGAAAUUGAAUGCGAUAUGAAAAACCUAUUUGAGGGAGGCAAACCAAGUGAUGUGAUUUUAUAUGGGAUGGAGUCCCACGUCUGCAUUGAACAAACUGCCAUCGAUUUAUUAGCCCAAAAUAUAAAUGUAUUUGUGGUGGCCGAUUGUGUGACCUCCCGACUUCAUCAGGAUCGUGAUAUGGCCUUAGAGCGAUUACGUUCAGCCGGUUGUUUUAUAACUACCACUGAAUCUGUUAUAUAUGAUCUAUUGCGCGAUAAAAAUCACCGAAAAUUCAAUGAUUUAAAGAAAAUAUUAGUGGCCAAAUCUUUGGAUAUGGAAAUCAAUCAAUCGUCUAUAAAAACAAAAACAAACAAAUCUUGAGCCUGUUAUUUGUUUAAAUGUAU
Messenger RNA from Lucilia sericata (common green bottle fly), 690 nucleotides. Its product is annotated as isochorismatase domain-containing protein 1-like. Gene Ontology annotation, cellular component: cytoplasm. Bases 44 to 667 code for a protein of 207 amino acids. The transcript is spliced from 3 exons. The record is from RefSeq and is a predicted model, not a curated record. NCBI's taxonomy places the organism in Eukaryota, Metazoa, Arthropoda, Insecta, Diptera, Calliphoridae.